AUGAUCAGCGUCCCGGAAGCCGUCACAGUGAGAGAGGCAGCAGGCCAGCUUCUGAACAUCGACCUUCGCAGCGUGGAUCACAAGCACCUCAGCAAGAUCCGGUGUCGCACUCGCAGCGUCGUUCACACCACCAAGAUGGCUCUCGAGGAGCGGAUGGUUCUAACAAUAGCAAUCGUCGCCGUGCGUAUUCCGAAGGAGGUUACCAAUCUCAAGGACGCCAGACUCGACAAGAUGGCGACCAGCAAGCCUCAGCCCGUGCCGCAGAGCGAGCAGCCGAGCGAGCAAAGCGACAAGCCAAAAAGGAGAAGUACAUCAAAUGGCUGA
This is a messenger RNA of Fonsecaea pedrosoi CBS 271.37, 324 nucleotides long. RefSeq lists its product as uncharacterized. Lineage: Eukaryota; Fungi; Ascomycota; Eurotiomycetes; Chaetothyriales; Herpotrichiellaceae. Bases 1 to 324 code for a protein of 107 amino acids. The record is from RefSeq and is a predicted model, not a curated record. The transcript has a single exon.